Molecule: messenger RNA, 3985 nt
Organism: Lonchura striata (white-rumped munia)
Lineage: Eukaryota; Metazoa; Chordata; Aves; Passeriformes; Estrildidae
Gene: SDHAF4
Product: succinate dehydrogenase complex assembly factor 4
Biological process (GO): mitochondrial respiratory chain complex II assembly
Cellular component (GO): mitochondrion
Source: RefSeq, a predicted model, not a curated record
GCGCCUGCGCGGCGGCGCUGCCCGCCCCGCACGGCUCCGUCCCGGCCAUGGCUCUGCGGCUGCUGCGCGGCGCGCCCGGGGCAGCGAAGUCCUCACUUCUUUGCCACUCACGAAGCACCUCCAGCUCUAAGCCAGGAGGAAGAUCUGAACCCGUUAAGCAGCCACUAAAGAAACCAAAGUUACCAGUAGGGCGGUUUGAUGAACCAGAAGAGUCCAGUAUGGAGAAGGAACCCCUGGAAAAAUUCCCUGAUGGAAUCAAUCCUACUACAAAAGAGAGGGGUGGACCCAGAGGCCCUGAACCUACACGUUUUGGAGACUGGGAAAGAAAAGGACGUUGUAUAGAUUUCUAAUAUUUAAAUAACUGUAUUGCUAAUAAAAUAUUUCUAGUUGCUGAAAAAUAUAAUGUACAUAAAAAAUCUCACCUGGAGCUUAUUGUUUCUGUCAUGCCACCACAUUCUCUCAUGUGAUGAAUUUUCUUAAUAAGGCAAUGUAAUUAAACACAGUGCUUCAGCUCAGAUUAUGGAGAUGUUAGUGGCUCAAUGUCUGCCUGAUCUUUAAUACUAUUUACACUGUGCAAGUCUAGUGAUGUGAAACUGGUAGUCAGGCACUUACUGAGAUGUAUAAGGGCUCGUAUUUGUUCAUGAAUGUAAAGAUUUAUGUGGUGUUGUAAAAGUGUUGAAAGAACUUUUCAGUUCGUGAACCUGGAGACCAUUCAUCAAUGGUAGAACCAACUCUGAGGAGAUCAGUAGGUCACUGAUUUCACACAGUGGUUCUGUGGUAAAAGCCCUUUUACUGAAGAACCUUCCCUCUGUCCCUAUUGCAGUGGGUUGGGUGUUUUUUCCUGGUUGUAGGGAAGGGAUAGUGUUGUCUCUGAGGACUGUAAGUACUACAAUGGAAGUGGAGACUUUAAUUUUGGAGAGGGUCUGCUCUUGAUUGCAAGUAGUGUAGAGGUGCUCUGUUUGCAUUUCUAGAACACUGUCCUUUAUCAUCUGUCGUCUUCAUGCUACUUGCAUUAUCAUUUCUUUUGUGGACGUGCCCUUUUGCACAUGGGCUAAAUGCUGCUUGGGAAAAAUACAGCCUUACUAUCUGAAACCUUAUGGUCAAAGGGGACAAAUUCCACUAGGUGAUUUAAUAUUGCAAGUGUUAAAACUAAGUUAUCUGGCAUCAAACUAAAUAUCAGUCAGACUGAGCUUGGUUCUUCAUUCAAGAAUUUGCCUAGUCAUAAGUACUGUAGUAGAGUAGUAGUAUUGCGCAAAUCUACCACUUGUGUGGGUAUUUACUAAUGAGAGUAAGUUAUCAUUGAAAUGUGAAGUUGUGCUCUAUUUCUGUGCAAGUUCUUUCUGAUAUCCUGAACAAAUGGAUCUUCUCUAGUCAGAGAAUCAGAGAAAGGUGUGGGCUUUGCCCAGCUUUUAAAGUGUGUUGGUAUUGUCACAAAUCUGAGCAGCAUCCCCUGAACUCACUUGACGGGCAGCCAGCAGGCAGCUCCUCGUUGAAAUUUGAGUUUGUGUAUCCAGUGUGUAUGUUAGAGACACAGUCUUACUGUAGUUGUGAGUUUGGAUGUUUGUCUCACUGUGAUGAUUCCCUACAAAAAUAUUGAACCUAUUCAGAUACAGGUUUAUCAACCAAAUACCUCACUGACAAGAAAAAAUAAAUUAACAGAAACCUGUUUCUCAUAAAAGGUGUUAAUUAGUGGUAAUUAGAUUUCGAACCUUUAAAUUCUGCAGCAUGGCUUGGAUAUUGGAAAUUUGGUUUGUAUUUAUAUCUGAUUCAUUGUAGUUUCCCUUCUGUAUAGUGACAGAUCUUUUCAAAAUUUAUUGACAUAUAGCUACCUAAAGCUAGGCUAGGUCAGCUGUCUUUAGUUUGUUAAUUAUUUCUAGUAAUGUUUUGCCUUUUCAUCUGCUGGGUCAGCUGUCUUUAGUUUGUUAAUUAUUUCUAGUAAUGUUUUGCCUUUUCAUCUGCUGGUGUGUUGGAAAAUACUUUCUUACACAAUACACCACCUUUUCAAAUAGGAAGUGGGAAUUUUAGUUGGAAGCUUCUGAUGCCUUUUCUGCAUCAUUAUUUAUAGGUUUAACAUCUUAGUUCACAAAGAAGCGGUAAAAUACUGCAAUUAUUUUAUUUUUAAAUUCUAAAUCUUCUCCAUGGAUUGUUGCAUUACUUCAUUAUCUUCUCAUACCAGGUUUUACCCUUCCCAGCACACACUACAUGAAUGUUUACCUAGUUGCACUUCUUGGCAUUCCUGAUUUUCAAAUCUAAUUACUUUUCUCAGUGCCGACUGCAGGUACAUUCCUCCCUGGAUGCAGACUUACUGUUUUGAUUUAGCAUAUGAAGAACUGGUCUCACUAUUCCAUCAUAUUCCUUACAUUUCAGUUGCUUAUCUUCAGUCUCCCUCAGCUUUGUGAUUAAGGGCUGACCAAGUACUGUCCAGGCCCCUGCUUGUCUUCUUUGAUGCAGGUAAUGACUGCUGCUGUCAGAGGCACAGGCAGGCAGCCCUUCCUGUCAGAGCUCAGGCACGUCCUAGACACUCCAUGCCAGUAUCCAUGAAGUACCUGGAUUCUGAAGAUAAUUCAGAGUGCUAGCAUCUGUACCAAUAGGACAGUGUGUCUCAUAAAGGCAGAGAUUUUGCUUUCCUUCAAAAAACAGAAUCACAGAAAAAUUUUUAGAAAUUAUUUGAUUUAUAUAGAAUUAUUUUAUAGACCUGACCUAAGAUCAUCAAGUCCAACCACUGCCAAGUCUGCCACUAAAUCAUGUUCUUGAGUGCCACAUUUACACAUCUUUUAAAUACCUCCAGGGAUGGUGACUCAACCACUUCAUGGGCAGUCUGUUUUAAGCUUGACAGCCCUUUCAUUGAAUAUUUUUUUCCUAAAAUAAAAAGGCUGUUGUUAACUCAUGUUAUAAAUAGCUGAAAAGGAAUUGGUGCAUGGGAAAUAGAGAAUACCACUUCAGUCUUGAGCAACUUCAAGCCUUUUUUACCACCUCCCAGGCUGGUGCCAGUAACCAAGUAUUUGCUUAACUUGUUUAUGGAAUGUCAGUAAGACAUAGGAAAUUGAACAUAUAAGUAAAAUAAUAUGCAAGAGCAAAAGAGUGAAUGCCAGGGGCGUCUUUCUUACAUUGUCUGGCAAUCUGGCAUUUACCCAGUAACAGUUAAGCACAAAAUCCUAUGGUGCUGCAAAAUCUUGUGGUACCUGUCAAAAGUGAUCAGGGAUUGAAUGUAACAGAUGAUACAAUGAUAUUCUAGGAUAUAAACGAUCAUUUCCCUUUGUUUUCUUGCACUGCCAGCAGGUAGGAAAGCAGCACUACAGCACUUUUUUGGAGCCGUCUUCCUGCUCUUCCCAGAUAAUUACUAUUAGCAAUUCAUUGGAAUUUAGCAUUAGGGUAAGAAAAUGGCUUGGGGCAUUAGCUAUUAGAUCAGCCAUAGGUAUGCUUUUAUCAUAAAUACUGAUUGAUUUUUUUUUUUAGCUCUUCUUAUUAAUAUAAAGAGUGAAGAGCAGCAGGGGCUAUAUCCUAACAUUUUCUGUUAAUUUUCUGUGAGACAAAGGAAAAUUGCUCUGUGUGUGUAAGCAAAUUCUUGUAGUACUGCAGGAUGCUAGCUGCUGUGUUUCAUUUUCUUUAAUAAAAAUCUGUACGUUGUAUUUCUGCAGUAUAUUUUCUCUUUUAAAUUUGUUUCUGCUACUUGACAUAGAUGCAUUUGGUAUAUUAUUAAAAUUAUGAAGUCUUUAUUGUUUGAAGGAUUGCACCAUAAUUACUUUAUUUCAAAAUACAUGAACUUUCAAUUUACAAUUCAAGAAAAUAUUGAAUAUUUGCUAUAUAUUGCCUUGUUUAGAAAGCAUUUAUUUCACUGUUGAUUUUAUUAAAUUGAAACACAGGAUACAUACUAGAAUCAUAGUAAAGUUACCUGUGAUGGUAGCAUAUGUUUGUAAAGCACCAAAGAAUGUUACAAAUCUUUACUGCAUUUUCAGUUGACUGCAAUAAAUGAUGUCAAAUUCCA